Messenger RNA from Epinephelus fuscoguttatus (brown-marbled grouper), 5803 nucleotides. Its product is annotated as Na(+)/H(+) exchanger beta-like. The transcript is spliced from 12 exons. Gene Ontology annotation, biological process: proton transmembrane transport; regulation of pH; sodium ion transport. Lineage: Eukaryota; Metazoa; Chordata; Actinopteri; Perciformes; Serranidae. Bases 367 to 2628 code for a protein of 753 amino acids. Gene Ontology annotation, molecular function: sodium:proton antiporter activity. Gene Ontology annotation, cellular component: membrane. The record is from RefSeq and is a predicted model, not a curated record.
UGUCACGGCUAGCUGCCUCUGGAUGUUGACACUUGAUGAAGUUCUCAGGGUUCCGUUUGAGGAGAGAAUGAUGGAUCUGAAACAACCAGGCAAACACUCGCCAGACUUUAAAUCAACUCAGCAGGCGAGUAGGAAAAUGUUUUAAAAGCUUCUCCCACCGAUGACAACAGAUCGUUUGUUCUUCUACAUUUAUGCAUAAUUUUGAGAUGCCUGGUGACUGUGUGCUUAAAAGUGCGCGCGUCUCCGUUGCGCACCACGCGUGCUUCGCUUACAAUCCUCAUCCUCAUCUUCGUCUUCAUCGGAUCUAGAGCUGAGCAGCAGCAGCAGCUGCAACAACAGAAGAUCAGCCUGUCAAAGCAUCUGAAAAUGGCUGAGCUCCGUCCCACCCGGAGGAGCUCUAGUCCGCCUCUGAUGGGAUUAAUGUGCGUUGUUUUGCUCGUAUUCGUCUCCAUAGCCUCCGCGAGUCAUGGUGUUGUUUCUAGAGACAACGAGACGUUGAGCAGUCCAUCCGGAGAAACACAGGAGGACCCCCAUCAUCAAACUAACUCCACUGCCCACAAGAAGGCUUUCCCCGUCCUCUCCUUCAACUACGACCACGUCAGGAAACCCUUUGAGAUCUCUCUGUGGAUCCUCCUGGCCCUGCUCAUGAAACUUGGUUUUCACAUUAUUCCCAGAGUGUCACACGUUGUCCCAGAGAGCUGUCUGCUGAUUGGCGUUGGCCUGCUUGUGGGUGGCAUCAUCAAAGCCAUCGGAGAGGAAGCCCCUGUUCUUGACACUAAGCUCUUCUUUCUCUACUUGCUGCCUCCCAUCAUCCUCGAUGCUGGCUACUUCCUGCCCAUGCGGCCCUUCACAGAGAACAUGGGCACCAUCCUGGUGUUCGCAGUGGUGGGGACUCUGUGGAACGCCUUCUUCAUCGGCGGCAUGAUAUACGGCGUGUGUCGGAUUGAGGGAAACCAGCUGGCCAGCGUGGACCUGCUGUCCUGCCUGCUGUUUGGCUCCAUCGUCUCAGCUGUAGACCCUGUGGCCGUCCUGGCUGUGUUCGAGGAGAUCCACAUCAACGAGCUGCUGCACAUCCUCGUGUUCGGGGAAUCGCUGCUUAACGACGCUGUCACUGUGGUUCUGUAUCACCUUUUCGAGGAGUUCUCUCACGCUGGAACUGUGACCGUGACCGACGCCGUCCUCGGUGUUGUCUGUUUCUUUGUGGUUUCACUGGGAGGCGUGAUGGUGGGAGCCUUCUACGGCCUUCUGGGUGCCUUUACCUCCCGCUUCACCUCGCACACCCGAGUCAUCGAGCCACUGUUUGUUUUCCUCUACAGCUACAUGGCUUACCUCUCCGCAGAGGUCUUCCACCUGUCGGGCAUCAUGUCGUUGAUAGCAUGUGGCGUGAUGAUGCGUCCGUACGUGGAGGCCAACAUCUCCCACAAGUCGUACACCACGAUUAAAUAUUUCCUAAAGAUGUGGAGCAGCGUGAGCGAGACGCUCAUCUUUAUCUUCCUCGGUGUUUCCACGGUGGCCGGUCCUCAUGCCUGGAACUGGACCUUUGUCAUUGUCACUGUGGUCCUCUGUCUGGUGUCCAGAGUGCUGGGAGUCAUUGGCCUCACAUUCAUCAUCAAUAAAUUCCGUAUUGUGAAGCUGACCAAAAAAGACCAGUUCAUUGUGGCCUAUGGUGGCCUACGAGGGGCCAUCGCCUUCUCACUGGGCUUCCUGCUGACCAAUAGUGAGAUGAAGCACAUGUUCCUCACCGCCAUCAUCACAGUCAUCUUUUUCACUGUCUUUGUGCAGGGGAUGACAAUCAGGCCUCUGGUGGAGCUUCUGGCUGUGAAGAGGAAGAAAGAGAGCAAAGGAUCAAUUAAUGAGGAGAUUCACACACAGUUUCUGGAUCAUCUCCUCACAGGGAUUGAAGACAUCUGUGGUCAUUAUGGGCAUCAUCACUGGAAAGACAAGCUGAACCGCUUUAAUAAAGCCUAUGUGAAGAAGUGGCUGAUUGCAGGCGAGCGCUCCACCGAGCCUCAGCUCAUCUCCUUCUACAACAAGAUGGAGAUGAAACAGGCCAUGAUGCUGGUGGAGAGCGGGAGCACUGCCAAGCUGCCCUCACUUAUAUCGUCCGUCUCCAUGCAGAACAUGCAACCAAGAGGUCCGGCCAGACGACGGGCAAUGCCGACCAUCUCAAAAAGUCGUGAGCAAGAGAUCAGAAAGAUCCUGCGAGCCAACCUGCAGAAGACCAGACAGAGGCUUCGUUCAUACAGCCGUCACGACCUGAUGAUCGACCCAUUUGAGGACAAUGUGAGUGAAGUCCGGUUCAGGAAGCAGCGAGUGGAGAUGGAGAGGAGGAUGAGUCACUACCUCACAGUUCCUGCAAACCGCCAGGAAACACCGCCAGUGAAAAAAGUCUGCUUUGAACCAGAACACCAGGUUUACACCUAUGAUGAUAGCGAGAGCUCCAGAGGCCAGAGAGCUCAGACAGAUCCAAACCCUCCUGACGACGUCAGCCUGGUGAACGAAUCCCCCCAGAGGCCCAAUCAGAGCAGCGAACAGAGAGCCAAUGUGCCGGACGAGCAGGAAGAGCAACAGAAACUAUCACGCUGCCUUAGUGACCCCGGUCCAAACAAGGAGGAGGACCUCUCAUGAUGAAGCACAUAUUAACAGGAUGAAUUCACCUCUCCAUGAUCUCGUUUCAUUUGUUGUAUUCAACGAGUGGAGUUCCCAGAGUGAAUGGAAGUUGUAGCAAAGCUUUAUAUUUAUUAAGUAUUAAGUAUUUUCCAUGUCCUGUUUUUGUGAUAUGAGAAUAUGCCUUUUUCCACAAGUUCACAAGUAUUUUCAGCAUGUAACAUGUUUCCAAAGCAUGCACCACUGGACAUUUUCUAUUUCAGGAUUUUAUUACAGCCUGAAGUGAGCCGAGUGUCAGCAUUUAGUGUCUUAACAAGCAAACUUGCGUUGAAUUGUACAAAAAAAGCACUUGUUUUAGCAAGCUUGAAGCACCAGAUGGGUGAAGUUUACCACCUCAAAGCACAGUAUAAAGAAUCUAUAAAGCAGUGAGCGACCGAUAAAUCAUCUCAUCUGAUAUUAUGGAUGUUACCAUUGUUGCAGGUAUAUCAGGGUUGGCACAUACAUCGGCAAAUGAAGAGUAGUAAAUUGCUGCACAAAAAUACCAAAGAAAUAUUUGAGGUGAUUUAGAAACAAUGUCCCCAUGUGUGAAGUUUGUUAUUAGCAAUGCUAGCAGCAUGGCUCGAUAGGCCCAGACACAGCAAACAGACAUCAAAGAGCUAGUGGUGAUGAGGGUUGACAGUUGCGUCGCCUCACCUCGCAUGUGUCUCGGCCAAAAAGUUGCACUUAGACACAACUGCCAACUAGUGACCAACGAUUGUCUGUGUGAGAGGAAAUAACUCUCCAUGGUAGCAGGAAGCGGUAGUCUGCUAGUUAGCCUGUUAGCACAUUAACAACACAAUCUGUUAUUGAAAGAAUUCAAUAAUUCAUUCUCUGACUUCUCCUCCAGUGCCACCAUGAGGUUGAAAGUUGGGGGUUUUGGGUGAAAUUUCUCAACAACUAUUGAAUGGAAUGCCAUGAAAUUGUUAAAAAAAAAAAAAAGGUAAACUAUGCAGAACUGUCACUGUUUGUAAACACGUUUGUCAGUGAAAGAGACAGUAAAACUUAGGUUUGGGAGGUAUCACAGUAUUACAGAAUACCAGGGUAUUUAAAAAUCCUCACGGUAUCAUCUUUGAUACCACCAAAGGUACAGGCGCUCCUCUUUCUGUUAGACUCACUGUAUGUAGUGCGCAGCGGGUGCCACCAGAGGUCUCCAGUCUCAACUGCUGGAAAAGGCAGCUGGAGGAGGUGAGGUUAACGUUACAGGACUUUUUUUUAAGUGCACGCCAACACCGUCAUAUAUCGCAUUUAAGGAGGGUAUGAAGGUAUCAAAAAUAAGAUACGGCCCAUGCCUACUAAAAGCCAAUUCCCGGACUCACUCUUGUUUAGCAUUUUGUCUUGUUGUAUUGGUAUUCUUUCUGCGCUGUGUAUCUUAGAUGCCUGCUGCUUACAGUCUAGCAGCUGGUCACUACCUUUGUACAAAGCUCUGACCUCACCUAAGCCCUGUGGGAGUACACACCUAUAAGCAUCACAUACAUGGAGAAUAAGAAGAAAAUACAGCGGAGUUUCUACGGAAAAAUACACUGCCACACACCUAUACUGAGUCAUGAAUUGAGAUUGACAGGGAUGAUUAAUUCUGUAUAAGUCUAUACAUUGUUUUCUAGAAAAAAUCCUGCACAAUAUAUCUUUAAAUUGAGCUAUAUACUAGUCAGUAUUAGAAAAUACAAGAGAGAAUUACUGUUAAAGGUGUCCUGGUGAAAUAGAGAGUACAUAUCUAGUGAUAUAGGAAUGUUAAAAUAACUUAAAAGUCAAGAAUAAACCACAACAAAUAUUGUUUGACCGAGGUCUGUGAACAAGCUUGUAUUUAACCUCUCUGCAUGACUGAUCUGUUUUCUCAGGGACGACAACAUGGCACAGUAUUAACAGAAGCUCUCUGCAAAAGGAAAAUAAGUAUUAAUGUGCUCCAUUGGUCUCUGUUUAUAAUGUGACUGUUUUGUAUGCUACUGUGUUUUUGAUUGCGUCAGUAACAUUCCAGCAGUAAUCGAGUUUAACAGCUUUUUGUAACAAAGCUCUCCAUAUCUGUGUUCUUGGUAACUGAACAUGCUUGAAAUUAAUACUUCACUUCCCAAAUGAUCAUUUGUAUAUCAGUUACUCACCCUGUGUUAUAUUGACUUUGUGAAGAAAACUUUGUUUUUCUUGCAUGCCUCCAGAGAAAGAAUCCCAAAACUGAGAAAAUUCUUGAUGAAUUGAAGUCGUCUGUGUUUAACAACAGCAAAACUAUAUCAACACAUCUGUUUACAAAAUCUGACACAACUCGUGCAGUAUAAUCCAAGUUUUAUUCAUCCAGUCAUAUGCUCAGUACAUCCCAAACAGACCUUUCCAAUGAGAAACUGAACUGAAAUUGAAACUUAUAUAUGCUCUCUCUCUCUAAGCCAGACUUCAUUGACAAAAACAGUAAUGUUAGCAUGCUGUACACGGGAGCUGCUGGUCUACCGCUGCCUCGAUCAGUUAAUUUGUGUUAUGGUGUGACUUAAGUGAAUCUGAAUUCACUUUUUAAAACACCAGAGACACAAAAUAGCAGUAAAGAUUAAAACAAGGCAGUGGCAGUGGUAGACCAGCACCUCCCAUGUUCAGCAAGGUAAAAUUCCCUGUUUUUUCAAUGGAGUCUGCCUUUAAGAGAAAAGUUUCACUUUCAGUUCAGUUCCCUGUCAGAGUGCCAUCGGUUUGGAAAGCACUGAGCAUACCACUAGAUAAAUGAGACUUGGAUUAUACUGCAUAACUUGUGUGAGUUUAUAAACAUUUGUUUUUAUAUAGUUUUGCUGUUGUUAAAUGCGGACGCCUAUGACUUCAAUUCAUCAAGAAUUUUCUGUUCUUGGAUUUGUUGUUCACCGUAGAGCCACGCAAGAAAAACAAAGAUUUACUCACAAAUUCAACGUAACACAGGAUGAGUAUUUGAUAUGCAAAUGGUCAUUUGGAGUGUGACCUAUUCCUUUCAAGAGGUUUCAAGAGUUGAAUCACCUUUUCAUAUCUGCACAGUACUGGACUGCCUGAGCUUCUGCUGCCUGCACAUUUGCCUUACAAUGUAUUGCUUUCUGUUUGUUUGCCUGGUGAAGUGUUUUUAUAUUUUGAAAAUGAAUCAUAAAUAUUUGUCAAAUAAAGGAAAGCUUUAAGUACUUUCUGAAAUAAAGAUGUCAUUGCCUAAAUUUGCUGUUAAUAUACA